AUGGGGCGCUUUAGCUGGUUAACGGAGGGUUCGAGUAGCUCUGACCAGCUGGCUACUCGAAGCUCUGCUAGGGUAGUCAGUAAGGACGAAGAAGAUGUGAGUUCUCAUACCAGUCGAGAUAUAAGCUAUGGAAUACCGAGCAGAUGCUACUGCGGUUCGUUAACUCCGCUGAAAAUGAUGGACCAUACGGACAAGCAUCCAGGGCGGAUAGGCGAUUUCGUUGUCUCCGCCGAAUACACAACCGCCGUCUCCACCGAUUACACAACCCGCUGUCUCCGCCGAUUACACAACCCGCUGUCUCCGCCGCUUACAGAACCCGCUGCCGCCGGUUUCCAGAUCUUCGUUGGCGUUAGGCGUUGGGAUUUCGCGAACAACAGGAUGUCAAAGCCGACAUUCCCCAGGAGAUUCUACACCAAAGGAGGCGAUCCGGACGCAGGGAAAAGCAUUUCCAGGUGUAGCAAGAACACCAAGCUCUUCGAUAGUCUCCGAAAGCUCCUCACCGACGACGAAUGGAAUGAAAUCAGUGACUCCAGGAUUGGUAUCUUCCUAAAGUUCCGUGACCUUCAAUUCGAGUGGGCUUCACGGAUUGCGCAUGCCAUGCUCUGUUUCCAGGUUGUAUGCAAGAAGAAGUAUGAGAUAUGGAGCGCUGUGGGGGCAAAUCCGAUAAGAUUCUCAUUGCACGAGUUCUCAGCCAUCACCGGCCUCAACUGCGAGUAUGUUGAGAACCUAGAGACACCUGAUGCUCCAGCAACGGAUGCCGUGUGCGAGUUCUGGGAGAGGUUGGGUGUCAACGUCGAGGUAGGGCCUAGCAUUGACCAGCUGGCUGAAGCUUGUGAGUGGGCAGGCGAGUGGCCAAGGGAGGAUAAGCUUAGAUUGGGCUACCUAGCCAUAUACGCAGGCUUCAUUCAGGCCCGUAGAUCCGCUGCCGAGACACCUGUCAAGCUAGCUAGGCUUGUGUUGGAUUUGGAGAAGUUUGAGGAAUACCCGUGGGGCCGAGUUUGUUUCUUGCAGCUCAUCAAGUCCAUUAAAGGAGUGGAUUUGGAGAAGUCGGGUUAUGUGCUGGAGGGUUUCAUCGAGGUUCUCCAAAUUUGGGCUUUUGAGAGCAUGCCGAAUUUUGCAGAGAAAUACGGUGCUCCUCUGCCAUCUAAACCAUCACCACCGCUCCUUGCGUACAAGGGUAUUCAAGGCAAAAGGUACAUCGCGGAGGCAAUGCUGAAGCAGGUUGUUUUUAAAAACUGUGAGCUAGUCGAUAGGGAAGAAGUUUAUCCACGCUGGGAUGAUGAUGUAGAAGAUUUGUACGUCGACAACAUCAUCAAGGCAAUCUACGGGGAGUUAGGUGGUCGGUGGAGGUGGAAGCCAAGCGACUGGGACGAGGAAGGUGUCUUGGUCUCCAAUCACCCGCGAGUGGACGUGAAGCCUCCAAUAAAAGUGGAGGCUAGUUUCACAGAUUCGAAGAAGAGACCUCGUCCUACUCCUCCAUCGAACUAUGAUGAUAUCGAGGAGACGAUUGCAGAGUUGCUGGUGGAGCGUAGUGUGAAGCAGCUGAUGGAUGUAAGGCUUCAGGAGCAGCGUAGAUCCGACGAUCCCUCUCCCAAAAAAGAUGAGACCGGCGCCGGUGAAGAUGUGACCGGCGCCAAAGAAGCUAAAACUGCUCAACCGGUUAGUACUGAUCCCUCUCCCAAAUCUCCCAACUCUUCUAAAGUGCAAGAUAAGCGUAAAGUGCAAGUUAAGCGUAAAGUGCAACUUAAGCCUGACCAGGAUAGGGUCCUUCGACCUAGAAAAUUGAAGACCAAGUAG
Messenger RNA from Microthlaspi erraticum, 1797 nucleotides. Lineage: Eukaryota; Viridiplantae; Streptophyta; Magnoliopsida; Brassicales; Brassicaceae. The record is from the annotation of a GenBank genome assembly.